Molecule: messenger RNA, 527 nt
Organism: Colletotrichum acutatum
Lineage: Eukaryota; Fungi; Ascomycota; Sordariomycetes; Glomerellales; Glomerellaceae
Exons: 3
Coding region: 104-394 (96 amino acids)
Source: RefSeq, a predicted model, not a curated record
CAAUCAGAUACCUUCUUCGAUCACGCCUGCGCAACUGCCUAUACGGACUCCUGCUUCCCACUUCGGUUGUCCAGACAUUAGUGUGGAAAAAUCUGAUGGCGCGAUGAAAAGGAGAAGAAGCCUCGGCGAUGGGCCACUUUAUGCUUCCUUUUUCUGCCCAAAAAUCGGUUUCCCCUCCUUGCCAUGCUUGCUAACCUCCUCACUCCACGUCAAAGCUCCAAUUCUCAACGCCCAUCAACGGUCUAGGCCAAUGUGGCCCAGUAGACCGGUGGAAGGUGAAUUUCGCUUCUCUGAGAUUUGGGUCAAUGAAUUCAUUGUAUCCCCGGCUCUCGAGAAUACUGAAGGACGAGUCGUUCAUAAUUCGUCGCCUAGCUACUUAAUCGAUUAUGUCUAAUCUACGCGGGAAGACAGUGGCGGUGGCAUCGCAGUUGAGGGAACACAUCCGGCAGCGGCGAAAUGCGAGGCGAGUAGCCGUCUGCAGCGUGGUCCGUUGCUCGCAGACCACCCUGUAACAUUUCCAAGGUCCG